This is a messenger RNA of Acanthopagrus latus (yellowfin seabream), 2164 nucleotides long. RefSeq names its product plexin domain-containing protein 1-like. The record is from RefSeq and is a predicted model, not a curated record. Bases 56 to 1525 code for a protein of 489 amino acids. NCBI's taxonomy places the organism in Eukaryota, Metazoa, Chordata, Actinopteri, Spariformes, Sparidae. The transcript is spliced from 13 exons.
AAGAAGAAGAAGAGUGAUAAAGAGUUGGGGAAGGAGGGAGAAGAGUCGGCUGGACAUGGGGCUUUGUGCUGUUCUCCUCAUCUGUCUCUCCCAGGCUGAGCUGGGGAGAGUCUGGGCUCAAGAGCACGAAGAUGCACUGAGAGGGACUCCUCUGCGGACGGAUGGGGAUCCUUCCGGUUUUCACAGAACCAGGAGGGACCAGCAGACCCCACACAAACACAGAGAUGCCCGAAACGCACAGGCUGAAGGAGGAGGAGGAGGAGGAGGAGGAGGAGGAGUGGAUAUCAGUACCCUGCCUGACAACAUGACCCGCGUAGUGGAGGACUCCCAGAGGUACUACAGAUGGCAGAGUUUUGGUCCAACAGACAGACGGACUCAGGACCUGUGGGUGGAUCUGAACGCCCUGCACAAGAGCCAAGUCCAGAUCCACGGCAUCCUGUCCAACACGCACCGGCAGGCAGCGAGGGUGGCGCUGUCUUUUGAUUUCCCUUUUUACGGACACUAUUUGAGACAGAUUAUCGUGGCGACAGGUGGGUUCAUAUUCAUGGGGGAGAUUACUCAUCGAAUGCUGACUGCCACACAGUACGUCGCUCCCCUCAUGGCCAACUUUGACCCGAGCUUCUCCAAGAACUCCACCGUGAGGUACUCGGACAACGGUAACCUAUUUGUGGUGCAGUGGGACAAAGUGCGGCUAAAGGACCGAGAGGCCGAAGGACCUUUUACUUUCCAGGCAGCCCUCCACAAGAAUGGAACAAUUGUCUUCAACUACAGAGAUGUCCCUGUGCCCGUGGUGAAAAUUAAUUCCACAGAGCAUCCAGUGAAAGUUGGACUGUCUGACGCUUUCAUGGCGUUCCUUCUCUCCUCACAGCCCUCAGAUCCGAAGCAUCGUACCAUCUAUGAGUAUCAUCGUGUUGAGAUCGACACCACAAAGAUCGUUAGCAGAUCUGCUUUCGAGUUCACCCCUCUGCCCACUUGUCUUCAACACACAUCCUGUGAACUCUGCCUGACAUCCAACCUGACGACUGGCUGCGGCUGGUGCAACACGCUUCAACGGUGCUCUGACGGUAUCGACCGGCACAGACAAGAGUGGCUGGAUUAUAACUGCCCUGAAGAGGCAAAAGGCACAUGUGAGGACUACAACCCGGUUCUACCUGAGGGAUCCAUGGGCUCCUUCAACAACUCUUCUCCAGGUCCAACACCUUCUGCAGCAGUGCUCGAAGACCAGCCCGUCACUAGAGAUUUACAGACGGGUCCUCCGAGCCAUAAGGGGAUAACGGAGAACACAGCCAUCAUAGCAGGUGUGGUUGCCGCGCUGGUUCUGCUUGUAAUUCUCACCUUACUGGCUGUGUACUACAUCAACACACACCCAACAGUGGCUCCACCGUUCUACCUCAUGCAGCGACGCACCAAUAACUACUGGCCCUCCAUGAAGUUCCGCAACCAGGGCUGUCACUCCAGUUACGCUGAAGUCGAGCUUGGGGGUCACGAAAAGGAAGGUUUCAUUGAAGCUGAGCAGUGCUACUGAAGGUCCUGGACUUGCAAGACUCGGUCAGAAGAAGAAAGGACACCAUCUAGCGGACUGCAAAGGUAUCACAAGGGGAUGAAUAAGGACUAUUAGGCCGACCAUCGACACAGAACGCCCCAACUCCAACCUUGGCGGCUGGACGGUGUUUACUGUAACUGCUCCUGUAGCUCUAUCCAGCUGUCUCUGUGUAUUUUGCUCUUUGCCAUCACACAGGGGAUUUUGCAAUAUUAUCCGAGGGUUGGAGGGUCUGAGAUGAAGCCGACUGUACAGAAAAUGACGUGUAACUGUACAAAACCCAUCAAUGCAAAGGGGAUGUCAGGGAACGAAAAUCGAACAAGCCUUCAUACUGCAAACCAAUGUAUAGCUCAACUUAACUAUGUGUUUCUGUUUUCAUUCUGUUUAUUUUUUGUUUCAUGAAACUUCCAUGCGACCAAUGAUCAAUUCAUAACAUGUUAUAUCUCUGUGGACUUCACUAUAACAGAUAUUUAGCUAUAUAACUGAUAGUGAUUAUAAUGACCAUCUUGAACUUCUCUGGAGAAAUAUUGUUUGGAUGAAUUUUAAAAGGCGUCAAGUUAGGAGAGUUUUCUUUGAACCUUUCUGUUUAAAUGUCUUCUAAUAAAAGCUGGUGGUGAGUGUUGA